GCACUCCAGCCUGGGUGACAGAGUGAGACUGUCUCAAAACAAAACAAAACAAAAACAAAGCAAUUAGCACACUGCUUGGCCCAGAGAAGGUGCUCACUAAAUCAUAGCAAUUAUUAUUAUUUCUCAGCUCUGGGCUGAGAUGCUGUAGGAACAUCACCAUCAUUUCAGUAGGGAGAAGCUGAACUUCACUAUCCAUGGUUUGGUUCCUGUUCUUCAAAGGACUUGGAGUUGAUCCUGUUUCCUGCCCUGUCUUAUCCGGACAUUUUCAUCCCCCUUCUUCUGACCUAGACCAGUAAGGGAAUAUACCGUCCAUCUCCUGAGAAUUCAAGCCACUUCUGGAACCUGGAGAGGCAGCACAGGAGGGUGUGUGUGAAAGGCUGGGAGGAGAGUUCCCAUGGACACUGGGGACAUGUGAAGGCCCUGGGGAGUUGCUGUGACCCUGGGUCUCUGCCUAGAGCAGUGAAUGCUGGGGAGAAAAAAGGACAUCAGCUGCCGAACAAAUUUCCAGUGCUGCAAAGCCCCUUUAGGAUAAACACACAGGGCUGAGUAAUCUAGGGAAGGAACAAAGGCCUGGGAUGGAGUGGGAUCUCCCUAGCACACCCUAUCUUCUUCCAUUUGCUUAGCACGUACUUUUUCUUUUCCUAAACAAGGGUGCCAGGAUAUACUAGCAUUCCUAAGCUUCAGUAUUUAUCUGGAAAGGGUUUCCGCUUAACCAGCCCCCUGGAGGUUAGCAUUGCAGUCAGGAGUGUAAACACUGGAGCCAGCCUGACCUGGGUUCAGAUGACAAAACUGCCAUGUACUAGCUGUGUAUCUUCAGGACUGGGCUGCAGCCUAGGAGUCCCAGCUGCUUACAUCCAGGUCCAGGAUUAUGUCUGCUAACAGACGCUGGUGGGUACCACCUGACGACAAAGACAGUGUGUCUGAGAAGCUCCUGAGGAAGACUCGGGAAUCUCCCCUGGUGCCUAUAGGCUUAGGAGGCUGCUUGGUGGUAGCAGCAUACAGGAUUUACCGGCUGAGGUCUCGUGGUUCCACCAAGAUGUCCAUACACCUGAUUCACACCCGAGUGGCAGCGCAGGCCUGUGCAGUGGGUGCAAUCAUGCUAGGUGCUGUGUACACAAUGUACAGUGAUUACAUCAAGAGGAUGGCACAGGAUACUGGAGAGAAGUAGGACUCCUAUAGGAGCCGGGGCCGUCCGACUCCCCUAAAUCAAUCCCUAGUACAUUCCUAAUAAAGUAGCUUUGAGGAAAA
Cercocebus atys (sooty mangabey) is the source of this 1248-nucleotide messenger RNA. It is a transcript of the gene HIGD1B, whose product is annotated as HIG1 hypoxia inducible domain family, member 1B. Gene Ontology annotation, biological process: mitochondrial respirasome assembly. Bases 869 to 1168 code for a protein of 99 amino acids. Lineage: Eukaryota; Metazoa; Chordata; Mammalia; Primates; Cercopithecidae. The transcript is spliced from 4 exons. The record is from RefSeq and is a predicted model, not a curated record. Gene Ontology annotation, cellular component: mitochondrion.